UGUUCAUGUGUACCAUAGCACAUCCAAGGUAUGAUUCGCGCCACAAUGCUUGGUUUGAUGGAAAAAUUGGGAUCUGGCCUUUCAUGCUUAAAGAACUGCUCGCAAAAAGAAACUCUGUCAACUGUCCAGCAGGAACCCUAGUCACAAAGCCACAGAAUGUAAACAGUGAGGUGUACAAGCAAAAGUUGCUCAAAGAAGUGCCUCCUGCAAUCUACAAAAAGUGGCCAUGAGGAGUAGACAGGAGUCCUCCUCCUGAGAUUUUCAUUCAGCAGGACAAUGCUAAGCCACACAAGCUAUCAAUCAGAGAAGAUGUUGCAAAAGCUGCAGAAAGUGCUGGGUAGAAUAUUUGUGUAAAGACAAAGCCACCAAACAGUCCAGACAUGAAUGUUCUUGAUCUUGGAUUCUUCAAUUCAAUUCACAGCUUGCAGUACAAGAAAAGAUCAAAGAGGAUUGAUCAUUCGAUUCAAAAUUUAAAGCAAGCUUUUGAUGGGUGAAAGCGUGAAACAUUGAAUAAUGUGUUUUUGUCUCUGCAAGCUUGUAUGCAAGCCUCACUUGGUGUUAGGGGUGAUAAUAACUACAAGCUUCACCAUCUUGGAAAAGAAAGCCUGAUACGUGUGGGUGUGCUCCCAGUUUGGUGGAUUAUUUGCAAGCCAGAUUGCAUUGCACCAGCAGGAAGGUGAGUUCUUGCUGCUGCUGCUGCUGCUGCUGAGGAAGAACAACAACAAGAAGCAUAAUAGUGAUAGUAACAAGAAGUAGUUAAAAUAAGAGUAAUAGUGACAAAGGAAGUUCCUGGUAAUGAAUGUACACAAUCCUACAUACGCCCAACUGCAAUGACACAUAUUCAGCACCAGUAAAACAGGGACACAACGACACAUAUAGUGGACCGGAGGAAGUACUAAGUUCUGAAAACCAAUCCAUUUCAGCAAAUAAUAUGGUACCAUUCCAAAUAUUUACCACUAACACUAACAUAGUACUUUACUUCACAGAUGACAUGGAAUUUUUUACACAUUCUUACUAGUAGUACUGUACAACCAAACAACCAUCUACUGCUAGCUAAACCACUUUGCUGUAAUCAAGCCCUGCUUGUAACAUUUACCAGUUUGGGUGCAAAAUAAAACUAUUGAUUUCUAACAGGUUAUGAGUACAUAAAAUGUGCUAGUUUUUAGCUAUCAUUGCUUGCUUGUUAAUUCUAGUAGCAAAAGCACCAAUCAGAAUUAGAGAAUCCAUCUGACUCUUUUGAUACAUGUGCAUAUUGUAUAUAUUUCUUGACGGAGAACCUUUUCCCGCUUGUUGAUUUCUCUGCACACCAAAAAAAUCUCAUUAACACAACCUCCAGCAUACUAGCAAGCUGUCACCUCUUUAGUUCUUCAUCAAUAUCCAACCAAUCACACUCACAAGAUAAGUGUUCUAAUCCUAACAUUAAGGGGAAGAGGAUCCGGAAGUCUUGGAUCAAUCGACCAAGUGGUUUAGAAGAAAAUAGCUAUAUUCAACAAGCAUCAAAAUCGACAAAAAAUUGCAACAAAAAGAAGCUGCAGUGUAACAGCAAAACAAGAAGCAUCAGCAAGUGUCCUCCAUAUCAGUGAGCCUCCGAUCAUCAAGUCUCUGCAUCAUAUUAGCAAGCGUCCUCCGUAUUAGUGAGCCUCCAUAUUGUAUCAGCGAGCUUCCUCCAUAUCAGCGACCCUCUGUAGUAUCAGCAAGCAUCCUCAUCUGUAUUCAGCAUUCUCCGUAUCAGUAGCUCCUCCAUAUCAGCAUCCUCCUCCGUAUCAGUGGGCCUUCUGAUAACAAUUUGCGCCAUACCGGGUUCCUUUUUGGUUCCAGGUGGAACUAAGUGACAGCUUUAGGUGCAGGGUGUAAAUUAAGAUUAUCAUUCCGGGUAGAGCUGUGUAGAUUUUGUACUGUUAAAAAGCUGUCACGUCUUAUUUCGUACCCAAACUGGUACUGUAUUGAUAUUAAAUAUUUGGCUAGUACAGUGCACUGGACUGUUGCACUAUCUUGAGUUCACAGUAGCCAGUAACCUUGAAGAAUUCUUACAGCCCUGGACUUACUGAGGAAACAAAGAAACUUUUUGAUUUAGUGUGGAUUUGUGUAAACCCUGGUAUACCAUUUUUUGCAAAUAAAUUAGUACCUUGACCAAAAAUAGAUUAUUCAUUUUUAACUUAAACAUCGUCAUUAUUGUGGCAAUGACAUAGUUUUUGCAUUGUGGUAAGUACUACUAUUUGCGUUCUCGAGGCAAUUCACUAUGACGGUUUGUUCGGAAUGAAUCCCGAACAGCUAGUGAAUAACUUCACUUUCUCGCUUUAUCCGAUAAAAAAAUAAUAAUAUCUUGAAGCAGCAGAUAGCUGUGAUCUAUAUAUCUAAAACUACGUACCACGAAUACCUAGUGUGCGUAUCGGAGGGUUCUAGUUGCCCUCUUGUCAACGAUUGACAUCCCACGAGCACAAUAAUUACGAGUUUCAGCUGCAGAAACUUCAUCCCAAACCCGGCCUAACACCGUACAACCCAAUCAAAUAAAUUACGCUAAGAACUGCCGAAAAAUGAUUCUUCGACCACAGCGACGAUUCGCGACGCACGGCACGCACAUCGCAGCGGUUUUGGCCAUGGCGAUUCUUUGUCUUUCACUUGCGUACACAACAACAGCCUUCGUUGGUCGGCCCGCUCUUUCAGCGGCAAGAAGCACGGUUCGAAUCCAGGCCGACGGGGGGAAAAGCGAUGAUGCGGUAGUCCCUUCGGCGGAGAGCGCCGCGGCCAUUACCGAUUUCAUGGCCAAGGCCCACGAGGAAAAGGUGGCCGCCAUGGCACGUGUCGAAGACAAGUACAAGGGGCAGAUCGCCGAAUUGCAACAAAAAAUCGCGGAGCUAGAGUCUGUGAACAAGCAGACGACGCCCACUUCCGGGAAUUCAUUCGCGUUCCCGGCUACGAACAAGGACCUGACCGAGAAGGUACAGGCAUACAGAGCAUUUAUCUCGGAUUAUAUCGUGAAGGCCCAGGAGGAGAAGGCGGAAGCGGUCAAGGCCGCAGAAAGCAAGCUAACUGCAAAAUACGAGGCGAUCAUCGAUGGGCUAAAGUCAGCCGCUUAAGAAAAUAGGUCUGAAUUAACUACAGUAACUUGA
Pseudo-nitzschia multistriata is the source of this 3110-nucleotide messenger RNA. NCBI's taxonomy places the organism in Eukaryota, Bacillariophyta, Bacillariophyceae, Bacillariales, Bacillariaceae. The record is from the annotation of a GenBank genome assembly.